AUGAGGAAGUGUGACACAAGCCAGUGUGGGACAGCCCAGUUUGGGACAGCCCAGUGUGGGACAUUCCAGUGUGACAUAGUCCAGUGUGGAACAUGCCAGUGUGAGACAAUCCAGUGUCGAACAUUCCAGUGUGGGACAGCCCAGUGUGGAACAUUCCAGUGUGGGACCGCUUGGUGUGACACAGUCCAGUGUGGGACAGCCCAGUGUGGGACAGCCCAGUGUGGGACAGCCCGGUGUGAGACAGCCCAGUAUGGGACAUUCCAGUGUGGGACAGCUUGGUGCGACAAAGUCCAGUGUGGGACAUUCCAGUGUGGGACAGCCCAGUGUGGGACAGCCCAGCAUGGAACAUUCCAGUGUGGGACAGCUUGGUGUGACACAGUCCAAUGUGGGACAGCCCAGUGUGGGACAGUCCAAUGUGAUAAAGCUUGGUGUGGGACAUUUCAGUAUGGGGCAGCCCACUAUGAGACAUUCCAGAGUGGGGCAGCACAGUGUGAGAAAACCCAGUGUGGGACAUUCCAGUUUGGGACAGCCCAAUGUGAGACAGCUUGCUGUGACACAGUCCAGUGA
Messenger RNA from Lontra canadensis (Northern American river otter), 567 nucleotides. Its product is annotated as keratin-associated protein 5-9-like. The transcript is spliced from 2 exons. NCBI's taxonomy places the organism in Eukaryota, Metazoa, Chordata, Mammalia, Carnivora, Mustelidae. The record is from RefSeq and is a predicted model, not a curated record. Bases 1 to 567 code for a protein of 188 amino acids.